Molecule: messenger RNA, 774 nt
Organism: Saxophila tyrrhenica
Lineage: Eukaryota; Fungi; Ascomycota; Dothideomycetes; Mycosphaerellales; Extremaceae
Exons: 3
Coding region: 1-774 (257 amino acids)
Source: RefSeq, a predicted model, not a curated record
AUGCAAUAUGUCAAGGCCCACAGCGCAAUACCGGUGCCGACGGUGUUGUUCUCAAACCUGGAUCACAACAACGUACCAUACGUAAUCAUGGAUCGGCUGCCGGGAAAGCCCCUGAGAAAGCUAUGGCAACAUCUCAGCCUCGAUCAUAAGAGAGCUGCGAUCAGGCAGACCGCUUGGGUGCUGAGUCAACUGUCCUCCCUGAAGUUCAACCGAAUUGGCGGUCUGCACCCUGGCGGCGUUGGAUCGUUCUAUCCUAUGCUGUGGCAUGGGCAUCCUCCCGCGGUCCAUUUCGCGCCACUGCCGAUUACCUCGCGAGCUUUGUUGAGUCCAUCGAAUUUUCCUGCUCAGCCAGACACGCUCUCUCCGCCGGAGUUAGGUAGCAGGAAACGCUUUGAGGAGCCGUCAUGGCGCUCGGAUAUUCAUGACCUCCGCCAGCAACCGGACAUGAUCAUUCGUAGUGCGAGCUCUUCACCGCUGCUGCAGCCACCUUUCCGUCUGAUCCAUGCCGACUUUGAUGCCCAGAACUUGCUGUUCGCCCAGCUAGACGAGGAUUGCGAACCGCUGCUGGCUGGUGUCAUUGACUGGGACCAUGCCUUUACAGGGCCGCUGUAUUAUCUUUUCGAGUACCCCAUUUUCAUGCAAGACGACGACUCCAAUCCUGAACAGUAUGCUGAAAAUAAAAUCCUACGACAAGAGCUCGUACGGUCUCUACAGGAGUGCUCGCAAGAGCUUGGCGAAUCACCAGCUCUGGCGAGACAGUGCUUUCAGGAGUAA